CGCGGUGCCCGCUCGUCCGGCCAGUGUGCCACUGAAUAAGACGAUAUCGUUUAGGACGUUCGAGACAUCGCUGCAGUGCCCUUAACAGGAGCAUGAGUUUUUAUUUUUUAAAUUGAGUUUAAAACAAUAAAUACGUCAAUUUGAAGCCUUCUACUGGUACUCCUACUACUUAUACUACUAAUACUUCUACACGCAAGCAGUGCAAUCAUGUACGCCAAAUACUUUUGGGGCGUGUUGCUCGUGACACUGCUGAGCACAGCGGUGGAGAGUAGACGAGUAGGCGCAAGACCGGCCGAGGACGAUGCGGCACCGCAAUCAGAUGUCGAACAACAGUUUAAGCCGGUGUUGAUCGCGCGCAGACCGUUGCAACAGCGAGUGCCGGCCACCGAGGUGGAGAGCGAGCGGCAGCCAGUGGUCGUGGUCCGCCAGACGCCGAGGCUGUUGCAGCAACGGCCGCGCGAAGAGGAGCAGGACGACGAGGAACCGCAGCAACAGGUGCUGAUCAGGCAACCAUCGCCCAAGUCGGUGCAGCAGCUACGCGCGCAACCGCCAGCGCAACAGUUGCUCCAGCAGAGGUCCAACAAGGAGCAGCAGCCGCAGGAGCAGCAAAAGGAACCGACCGCGCAGACCAUCCGGAACUUCAACAAGCUGAACGACGACGGUUCGUUCACGUUCGGCUACGAGGCGGAUGACGGCAGUUUCAAGGAGGAGACACGCGGUACGGACUGCGUGGUCCGCGGCAAGUACGGUUACGUGGAUCCGGACGGCAACAAGCGCGAGUUUUCGUACGUGCAGGGCAAUCCGUGCGACCCGAACGCCGCGUCGGCCGAAGACGACGACGAGCAGCAGCAACAGCAGCUGGCCGGUGGCAAACCGGACGAGGAGGAGAACGUACCGGCCAACGUGCCCAGGCCCAAGCCCAAGAAGAACAACAACCGGCCGACCACCACGCUGUUCCAGCAGACGUUCGGCGACUUUGAGCAGCCACAACCGCAGCCGCGCCCGCAGCCGCAACAGUCCGUGGCCCCUCGCCAACCGGGUCGCCAGGAAACGGUGCGCAGACCACCACCCCAGAUCUUGUCGCCCGUGCAGCAGCAACAGCAGUUCGCUGACCUGCCAUCGUCCACCGUGGCACCGUCGUCGCCACAGUUGCCGUUCCGGCCUUCCAUCGGAUCCGCGGACAACCUAGAGUCGGCUAUCCGCAACCUGCCGCAACCGUCCGGCAAAUCGCAGCUGGUGCCCGCCGGGCCCAACUCACCGCUGUACACCACCGAGCUGGUGUUCGACCCAUCCACCGGCCAGUACAACACCGUGAUAUACCAGCAGGUGCCCAAGCAGCCGGUCGGCAUCAACAUCAACCAGCGCCUGCCCUUGGCCCCGGCCAGACAGCCGCAACCGCAGUUCCAGCCGCACUCGCCUCCACAGUUCCAGUCGCAACCGCAGCCGCAGUCGUUCCAGCCGCAACCACAGUUCCGGCCAUCCACCGUCCAGCCGUCGUUCCAAAGACCCAUUGAGUUCGACUUCCAGCGACCGGCGCCGUCAUCCGCCGUCCAGCAGCAGCAGCUGGUCCAGCAACAGCAAGCCCUGAUGUUCCAACAGUCGCAGAACCUGUUCAGACAGCAACAGAAGCAACAGCAGCAGGCACCGUUCCAACCGCAGUCCACGCAGUUCUUCCCGCCGCCGCCGUCCCCACAGCAGUCGCAAUUCGCUCCGCUGCCCAAGCAACAGCGUUUCGAGCCCCAGCCGGAAGCGCAUCAGCAACAGUUCGUGCUCGUGCAGCCCGGCCGGACGCCGGGACAGCAGAGUUUGGCCGCCGGCCAGAUCGACGCGUUUCUCAGAGGCCACAACGUGCAAUUCUAGACGAAUACGUUUUUAUAUUUAAUUUCUAUUUGUAAAUAGACAACAACGGUAUAUCAUACUGCCCGCGUGGCACGUGUACACGGUACAACUUUACUAACGUGCUCGACAACAAUAACAAUAACAAUAAUGCCCGUUUCGUUUAAGCUUGAUUAAGAAUGUGCAACGCGUUUCGCGUUUUUAAUGCGUUUGAUACUCCACGCGCUAUUCACACCCGUUCGGCUAAUCGGUUUCACCGAACGCAGGUGAAAGCCACGAAUCAAAUGUAUACUUCGCUAAAUGCUGAUGAUUUAAUUUUUGUUUUACUUUGUUUAUUUUUAUAAUAAUUGUUUUUCUUUCUUUCUUCUGAAACGUUUGAUCCUCGUACCAUAGUAAUGUUUCGAGAACGAAAAGAAAAAAAAACAAAUAUGCUCAAGUUCUCUCGAUGUUUGUAAAUAAUAACUUACCUUUUACGUUGUAUA
This is a messenger RNA of Sipha flava (yellow sugarcane aphid), 2318 nucleotides long. Its product is annotated as transcription factor SPT20 homolog. The coding region runs from base 208 to 1860 and encodes 550 amino acids. The transcript has 2 exons. NCBI's taxonomy places the organism in Eukaryota, Metazoa, Arthropoda, Insecta, Hemiptera, Aphididae. The record is from RefSeq and is a predicted model, not a curated record.